UUGGCAACAUAGCUUCUGCUGCAGUAGCACAGACAUAAGUCGGGCGGGCACUUUGUUGUAGGCUCAUCACGCGGGAUCCACAGCUUUUCCCAUGUCAUCUUUCCUUCUUCCAUGAUUCUAAAAUAUCCACAAACCUCAUGUCCGUUCAUCUGCUUCUGUGUCCCUCUAGCUCAACAGGAUAGAGCAUCAGAGAUACAUGGAACUAGAUUCCUGUGCAAUGUAGCUUUAGGAGAAUCGCUCCUUGCGCAGAGAAUAGAAUCUACUUCUUCUGAGGUUGUGAGUUCGAGCCUCGCGCGGGGUGUAAUAAUUGACCAUCGUUUUUCACAUCCUUGCAAUGGACCAAUGCAUAAUAACCAACCCGCCCACCAGACAUCGACAUCUUUCGGGUUUCAAGGGCAACGUAACAUAACUUCCCGAGACGUUGGCUCUCCCAAAUCAUGCUAUUGAUGACCUUAUUCCUGCGGGACCGCUGCACAUCACUUUACUAGUAAGGGUGCGUUCUUCUCGCGGUGGGAGAGCCACUUUCGAUC
Guyanagaster necrorhizus is the source of this 530-nucleotide messenger RNA. RefSeq lists its product as uncharacterized. The coding region runs from base 112 to 447 and encodes 111 amino acids. The transcript has 2 exons. The record is from RefSeq and is a predicted model, not a curated record. Lineage: Eukaryota; Fungi; Basidiomycota; Agaricomycetes; Agaricales; Physalacriaceae.